Messenger RNA from Alosa sapidissima (American shad), 1426 nucleotides. RefSeq lists its product as uncharacterized. The coding region runs from base 37 to 1080 and encodes 347 amino acids. NCBI's taxonomy places the organism in Eukaryota, Metazoa, Chordata, Actinopteri, Clupeiformes, Clupeidae. The record is from RefSeq and is a predicted model, not a curated record. The transcript has 9 exons.
GCCAUAUUAUUUAGAUGCAUUCGCCCAGACACAGUAAUGAAGAACUUUGAAACCGGUUGUCUUUAUCUGCUCAUUCUUUUAAAUCUUUUCACCAGGGGUUUCGCAGGGGUUUCGCAUAUCGUCAGAAGGUACUCUGUUCCUGAGGACCACUUCCUGUUUCUGUGCUGCGACAGUGAUCCAGACAACCCCAAUAUGGAGUGGAGGAACGGGGCAGGCCAGGUCAUUGCCUCCAAAAAGGGAGCUGCCGUGUCCUAUCUCAACCAGAAUAAGUACCACAUAUCAGACGGAUUCCUGCAGAUUAAGGACCUGGAGCGGGCCGAUGCUGGGGAGUAUUACUGUAAUGGUCACUUGGAGGCAGAGGUGGAGGUGCUGACAGGUCAAACCUUUUACAUAUCUGAAGGACGGACCCUGUUGAUCCCCUGUGAAAGUGACAAAAAGCAGGUUUGGUCCUUCAGGAAAGAGAGGAGCCCCAGGCGUGUGAACAUCUUCACCGUCUUCAGGAACGGAACAAUAAUCAGAAUGAGGGAUGACCCACAAGGACGGUUUGUCCCAUAUCAUAAGGCUCUUGAGAUAGUCCGUCUGGAGCUAGAGGAUUCUGGGAAGUACAUGUGUAACAGCAACGUGGUUGCCAGGCUUACAGUGAUUAAGGCUCACAAGGAUCAGAUACAUCAAACCAUAACUGCAGUAACAGAUACAAUUGUUACAGAUUCACCAGAAAUAACAGGUCCUAUAUUGAAUAAAGUGGCUGUUAUUGCCGUUGUCGGACUAUGUGUGCUGGUGUCAUCAGUUUUUCUGGUGUCCCUAAUUUUGUGCCAGAGAAAGAUGUCGAAGAAAAGAAAGAACAAAAAGAAUGUCAGAAUUACAGGGACAGGAUAUCAUCAUGAAGAAACUGAGCUGCAACCGCAGGGCCUGUGCAUUAGAGGUUCACCAAAGAUUCACAGUGAUGUUGGCCAGAGCCUUUCAGCUGAGCAGGACCAUGAGGUCCACUAUGCAUCACUGGGGCGACAGAACUGGCUGGAAAGAGGGCGAAUGCAGGAUAAGGGUCACCAGGUCAUCUAUUCCACUGUUGCCGUGGCAUAGCCAACUUCAGAAUAGAUUCUGUGAGCAAGUUUUCUUGAGAACAUAGAGGGUGUGUAAAUAUAACAUAUAUAUUAUUUGUCAUAUUUGUGUAGAACUUUCCUUGAUAAGCUGUGGGCAGGAUGUAAAAUAAAAACGUGAUUCUUUUUUUUGUUAUUUUAUUUAAAAAUAAUGUCAAAACAUGUUCCAAGUAAAACAAAUAAAAAUAUAUUUCUUAUGCUUUUAUUAAAGUAUAUAGUUUGUAGAGAAAUAUGCUGUGCUGGACACAUCAAAUACUAAGCUAUCUGCUACAGGUAUAGCAUAGUCAAUUCAUAUCUGCCAGACAUAUAGUCGUCAUCCACCCACACAU